ACCAUGUCCAGGCGGAAGCAAGCCAAGCCGCAGCACAUCGACUCGGACUCGGACCCGGCGCUGGACCCGCACGGGAUUCCUCUGGACGCUCAAGCCGAGGACGCUGGAAACGAGAUGAAGAGGAUCCGACUGGACGAGACCAGAGUCUGCAACAAGUGCUGUGCCGAGUUCUUUGAUGAAGCAGAGUUCCUCGAGCACGAGAAGAGCUGCACUAAACGCCAGCAUGUGGUGGUCAUGAAGGACCGGGAGGGCCACGACGGCUCGGAGGGAUACUCACACGGCUCUCCCGAGGGUCCGACCAGCGACCAGGACGAUAGCCAGUCCAGUGGUCACUCCUUAUCAAACGCUAACGCCGACCAGCUGGACCGAGCGGAGGAGGAGUCCAGCAUGAACGCAGAUGACUCGGGACAGCAGGAUCACGGAGACGUGUCUGGUAGCCCCGGGAUGACUUUCAACCCCUCACCCCAGAUGCACGACUCCAACGUCACCCUGGAAACCAUGCCGGACACCAAAGUGGCCGUCUCGCAACAUUCCUCCUCGAGUAGCUCGUCGCUGAGCUCGCCGCAGGAGAGCGUGCAGACCAUCCCGAUGAUCCUGGAGCAGCUGGUGUGCCUCCAGCAGCAGCAGCUCCAUCAGAUCCAGCUCACGGAACAGAUCCGGAUCCAAGUGGCCAUGAUGACGCCGCAUGGUCUCCAGGGGUCUGUCGGGGCGGUGGUGGACCCCCUGAAAGCUCUCGGUGCUCAUCUGUCUCAGCAGCUGUCGGCUGCAGCCGCUCUGAUCGGGAAACGGACCGGCAGCCUGUCGAUGGAGACGAUGAAGCAAGGUAAACUACCUCAGCCCUCUCUGCCGGGUUCGGUGACUUCUAAAUCGGACAUUUUUAAGGGCCUUCCAGAUCUGGCCGGCCGGUUACCCGCGCUGCCGCCCCAGUCGUCCAGUGGCAUGGGUUUCCAAAGCACCUUCAACGGUAUUCAAGCAGGAGUGGAUUCCUCCAAAAAGGUGAAGACGAAGACACCGAUCCCCGCGCCGGAACUGAAGAACGGAGACUCGUUAUACCGGCACAAGUGUAAGUACUGCGGAAAGACCUUCGGCAACGACAGUGCUCUCCAGAUCCACUUGCGUUCCCACACGGGCGAGCGGCCCUUUAAGUGUAACAUCUGUGGAAACCGCUUUACGACCAAAGGAAACCUCAAAGUGCAUUUCCAGCGACACAGAGACAAGUACCCGAGCAUCACCAUGAACCCUCAUCCUGUGCCGGAGCACCUUGACAAUAUUACCACCACCAGUGGAAUUCCCUUUGGCAUGUCUAUACCCAUGGACGAGUCCAACAUGACAGAAAUCAAACCCAUCCUAAGCCAUCCCGCCGCCGGGUUCCAGCCGUCACCGAUACCCGUGUUCAAGUCCACGUUUGACAGCUUUGGAGGGGACCCGUAUUCACAGAGACCCUCACCGUCGGCAAGUGACAGCUCUCAGUCUGCUCCCUCUCAGGUGUUUGCUCAGGAGACCGGACCGAGUCAUCAUCAGAAGGAAGCUAAAGAGCUGCUGGGACCACUGCUUCAUAUGAAUGGCAACUCCCACCCAGUGGAACACAGCUCUGGGACGGCGAAGCUUCAGCAGAUGGUGGACGGCCUGGAGAAGAGGACCAGCGAUCCCAACGAGUGUGUGAUCUGCCACCGGGUGCUCAGCUGCCAGAGCUCACUCAAGAUGCACUACCGCACCCACACCGGAGAGAGGCCGUACAAGUGCAAGAUCUGUGGCCGCGCCUUCUCCACCAAGGGGAACCUGAAGGCUCAUUAUGGGGUGCACCGGGCCAACACUCCGCUGAAGAUGCAGCACUCCUGUCCCAUCUGCCAGAAGAAGUUCACCAACGCUGUGGUUCUGCAGCAGCACAUCCGCAUGCACAUGGGCGGCCAGAUUCCCAACACCCCAGUGCCGGAAAACCAGUUCGAAGAGGCAGAAGCAAUGGAACAUCUCCCAGAGGAGAAGCACAUGGACAGCAAUGGUUUUGAGGCCAGCAUGGAGGAUCCUGAGCCGGAGCUGAACUCCGAGAAGCCAAACGACCCGUUAGAAUCCCUCCCGCCUGCCGCAGAGGAACAACCACAACCGCAGCUUGCUCCCCCGGUGGUGUUUUCCAGUCUAGAUAUCCUGAAGAACCUCACCUCGGCUCUUGCACUGAAACGACAGACCAGCACUGCCUCGGAGAGCGAGGGAACAUUCAAAGAAUCCCCGUCGGCUCCCAGAGAGCCGGAAUAUCACAACGGCCGCAGUCCCGCUAUUUCCGACUCGGCCGCGUCUUUUCAUUCCUCCUCUCCGUUAAACAACCACAUGAGUAGCAAGUCACCGGAGUCUGCUGUGGAGGACUUCACCUACAGUGCACCAAAGCUGGAGUGUGAUGCUGGCACUCAGGAGGACACCGAGUCAAGUGGAGCCCUUGACCUCACAGCAUCCAGCAACUUCACCCCCAAAGCCAUCAAAGAAGAACCUGGCAUGCCGUUCACCAACGGAGACUACGUUCCGAGCAACAUGUCUUUCAUGAGGAUGCCGUCGAGUCUGGCCAGUUUGGAGAUGAAGAUCCCCUCGGAGAAUCCCUUGGGUCCUCACGGUCUGUUCAGCUCUCACAUGCCUCAGGGAACCGCCAUGACCUCCUCCAUCUCCUCCUCCGCCGCUCGCCGGUCCACCAAGCAGCACGUGUGCAACGCCUGCGGCAAGAACUUCUCCUCGGCCAGCGCCUUGCAGAUCCACGAGCGCACUCACACGGGGGAGAAGCCUUUCGCCUGCAACGUGUGUGGCAGGGCGUUCACCACCAAGGGGAAUCUCAAGGUGCACAUCGGCACUCACAUGUGGAACAACUCCUCCCGCCGCGGCCAGCGCCUCUCUCUGGACAACCCCCUGACCCUGAUGGCGAUGAGCGCCGAGGCUCAGAUGAUGCCAGAGAUGAUGCAGGCCCCCCAGGAGAUGGGCGCCCCCCCCAUGAGCUUCGACCCGUCUCUGUGGAACCAGUACGCUGCGGCCUUCAGCGGCGGCCUGACCAUGAAGACCAACGAGAUCUCGGUCAUCCAGGGCGGCGGCAUCCCGCACCCCGGCAGCCCUGCGGGGGGGCUUCUCAUCGGAUCCACCGGGGGUCUGGUGAAGAUGGACGGCUCCCACUCGGGCUCGGCCUCGGUGGCUGAGAUGGAGAAGAACAGCUCUGACAGUGGGCCAAAAUCCCAGUUCCCUCAUUUUAUGGAGGAGGGUAAAAUCGCAGUCAAUUAG
This is a messenger RNA of Limanda limanda (common dab), 3249 nucleotides long. It is a transcript of the gene sall4, whose product is annotated as spalt-like transcription factor 4. NCBI's taxonomy places the organism in Eukaryota, Metazoa, Chordata, Actinopteri, Pleuronectiformes, Pleuronectidae. The transcript has 4 exons. Bases 4 to 3249 code for a protein of 1081 amino acids. Gene Ontology annotation, biological process: regulation of transcription by RNA polymerase II. Gene Ontology annotation, cellular component: nucleus. Gene Ontology annotation, molecular function: DNA-binding transcription factor activity, RNA polymerase II-specific; RNA polymerase II cis-regulatory region sequence-specific DNA binding. The record is from RefSeq and is a predicted model, not a curated record.